AUGUUACUGCUGACGCAGUCUGCGCUUAACUCGGGCAAGAAGAUCAUGGGCUUUGUGAUGGAUGCUCUUGAUCCGGCUGGUUCCGAGAUUGUUCGUGCUCGUGCUGGAGGUGGGUCGGCGUUGACUAGUCAACAGUUGUGGCUCGUUCCCAGUAUCUUCCCCUUCCUCCUCGCGCCAAUCUUCUCCAGUCCGGACAAUCUGGGCCGCUAUGUUCGGGCCAUGGUCGCUAUGGAGGUGGCAGAUCGCAUCAGUGUGGAGCCCGUCACCCCCGCUGGCAAGGCGGCUGUGUGCAAUGCCUUCCAAGACCUCGUCAAGGCUUGCAGCUGGAGCUGUUUCGUGGUGCGCUCACCUUCGUUUACUGCGGAAGGCUUGCAUGUUUUGCAAAAUUCCCAGCAAGAGCAGGUCAAGCAGGCAACUCGAGUUAUAAGGGUUGCUCUCGGCACCAUCCACAAAGGGCUUGACAUCGCUCGCAAUCUGGUCGUUAACGGCGUCGUUACGAAUUGCAAUGUCGGAGAGGCCAAGAACAAGGAACUGAAAGCAUCGGCUCCUUCGGCGAGUGGACGAAACAACGCCCGGCAUAUUUGGCGUGCUACGAACGACAGCUUAGCUAUCAAAUCGCUGGCGGACGGAAUCGAGUGGACAGCCUCGGGUUGGACCGGAAGCAAGUGGGAGAGGCGAACGGUCACGGCAGGCGACCUCUGUCGCCAGACCCUCCAGGACGUAUUUUCCGUCCUGCCGCUCGCGCCCGCUCUGUCGGACACGCUGUCGGCGGGGCGAUCAUGGGGUAAUGUGGAGUGGGAUGAAGACCUUCUCGGGACGGAGGCAUCACUAACGGGGACCCUCCAGGACGUAUUUUCCGUCCUGCCGCUCGCGCCCGCUCUGUCGGACACGCUGUCGGCGGGGCGAUCAUGGGGUAAUGUGGAGUGGGAUGAAGACCUUCUCGGGACGGAGGCAUCACUAACGGGGGUAGACCGAGCUGACUGUCCGGGCCUGCACAACGGUUCCGUGACUUGCUUCAACCAUUGGGGAAACUCGCCGGAGGAGGCUAGCGCAGGCACAGGCACUCUACGCGGUGGUCCAGUAAAGGACGCCGCCGAGUUCGGCAACAAGUGGAUGAUCCAGGAAACGUCGAGAGCGAACGACGUUGGACUCUACGUUGAUACCAACGCUCGCCGUUUCGGGGAGCGCGAACAGGCAGCCACAACCCUCGGGAGAAUCGCCUAUUGUUUCGAACACCAAGGGAAUGACAGCAGGCAUCUCGUAGACGGCAAGGUUCAAGAAGGAGGGGAGUGGACGAUCUGGGUUGCGGUGGAAGAGUACAUUACUGCCGGGAGGGGCCAAGGGCGCAAGGUCAACCACCCGACGGGCUGCGACGUCUUCUACCUUCGCAGCCAAGAUGUGUUGGGCUCGCCUCGCGUUCGAUGCCUGUUGGAGCCGAGCAUGGACGCAGAGGGGUUAAACGACAGAGGGGGGCGUGGGCGGUUCCAUUGUGGACGGCAGAUGGAGAGACGGGCGAAAAGAUCAUCGCGGAGACGGGGGAUGUGGGUGGAUGUGGCAGAGGGACAACACUUACGGGUCGUGGGCAAUAGGUACCUUGCGAAGGAGCCGGGAACAGGGUGGGUGGGAGAGAGAGCUUGCGCCCGAGUCACGCCGUUGCAGCCGUGUGUCCCUGCGUUGGUUUGGUUGCCAGACGUUGCGGCGGGGAUGCGAUACGAGAUGGCAUGCCCACACAUGCCCGCGGACCCUUGUCUCAGCAGGACAUAA
Molecule: messenger RNA, 1764 nt
Organism: Ectocarpus sp. CCAP 1310/34
Lineage: Eukaryota; Phaeophyceae; Ectocarpales; Ectocarpaceae
Source: the annotation of a GenBank genome assembly